This is a messenger RNA of Oncorhynchus tshawytscha (Chinook salmon), 5246 nucleotides long. It is a transcript of the gene tmem200a, whose product is annotated as transmembrane protein 200A. The transcript has 2 exons. NCBI's taxonomy places the organism in Eukaryota, Metazoa, Chordata, Actinopteri, Salmoniformes, Salmonidae. The coding region runs from base 914 to 2416 and encodes 500 amino acids. The record is from RefSeq and is a predicted model, not a curated record.
GGCAGUAGGGAGAGGGAAUUAGUUUAAUCUUGAUUCAGUGGCUAUAUAGGCUAUUAUGUCUGUGUUAUGGAGACAUUAUAAAUGAUUGCAUUCUUAAAUGGUCAUCAUCAAAGGAUUUGGUUAACUCAAUCAUUUGCAUCUCUAGAUUGAAAGCAACAUGCAGGGAGCUUAGAUUACUACGUGUUAUCGAUAUUUGCAUCAAUUAUUGUCUUUGCAUUGGGGACAUUGUAAACUAUUAUGGUAAUAUUGUAUUCAGAUGCUUGACUUCUCCACGCAUAAAUUAUUCAAAUAAGCUUUCUCUUGGUUUUUUUCUACCCACUGUGGGAGUACAAUGCUUUUCCUGGUCUACAUCCCAAAUAAAUGCAUUAUUCCGAGCUGAAGCCAGCUGGUGGAGAGAGCCUAUUUACAAGCUACCGUACCAUGGAGGAAUAUUAAGUGGACAUGAUAAGGCGUCUUGGUAUAACUCCAAAAGAAUUCACAGCGCUUUGUCCCCAGAUGUGAAUACUUUAAAGUUAGUAGGCUAAACAGAACACGUAUUUGAUUUGUUAUAGUCGACUGUGUGUGGAUCACCGGAUCUUUAGUGACAAAAAGUUGAGACGGUUGACAGUAAAACAAUAGUAGACAUUCUCUGCGCCUUGCGCAGCUUGGAACAGUUAGUACAGACGUGUAGCCAACAGUCCAGGUGCGCGUUUUGGAAAUGGAGCGAAACAAUGAAACAUUUUCUCUUUGGAAGUUUAUUCUUUUUCGUAUCGGCACUCGAUUAUAAAUGUAAUGGGAAUAUAAACCGGACAUAGCAAGCCAACCACGAGUGUCGAGAAACAUGGCUUGCGUUAUCAUUUUCCAUGCGUAAUGGGCAAAUAACACCAGCUAGAAAGAAGCACCAUAUUUUACAGGACCGUGGACAGCGGUAGUGAUGAUUUCAGCUGGUGGAGUGAUUACGGGCCACCUUGCUGCACUGAAGAGGCAGGACUCGGCCCGCUCCCAACACCACCUGCCCAUCCAGUCCCCAGCCCCAGGAGAGGCCCAGGAGAAGAGGAGGGCCAAGCGUAAACCCAGACCCGACGUAGUGGUGGUCAGGGGAAAGAUCCGCCUCUACUCUGCCUCUGGGUUCUUCCUCAUCCUGGGUGUAUUGAUCCUGCUGAUGGGCAUCGCCAUGGCCGUGCUGGGCUACUGGCCAAACAGAGAGGAUCUCGUAGCGGCCAACGCCAAGCUAUCCACCAACGACACCAGGGUGACCCAGGAGGAAAGCGGUACACUGGCCCAGUUCUUUGAGCAGCACCUGCACUCUGAGAAGAUGAAGAUGCUGGGCCCCUUCACCAUGGGUAUCGGUAUCUUCAUCUUCAUCUGUGCCAAUGCCAUCCUGCACGAAAACAGGGACCGGGAGACCAAGGUGAUCCACAUGAGAGACAUGUACUCCACCGUCAUCGACAUCCACAGCCUGAGGAUCAAAGAGCACAAGUACAUGAACGGGGCCUACUCCGGCUCUUAUGGGGAGCAUGAGGUCAGGACCUAUGAGAACCAGUGUGCCUCCAAGCUUGCUGCUAACACCCUGCUAGGGUUCCCCAGCAUGGGGAACAAUGUGAGGGUGUCUCGCAGGGCCAGCUCUCUGGAGGACGAGGAGGGCCUUCUCAACGAGGCCAAAGGGGGGCAUGGUCUCAUGCCUUCACUCUACAGAGAGCGCUCUGGCUCUAUCUUUGGUCUGCAGCAUGAGGGCAGCCGCCACAGGGACGAGAAGAGCAGCUUCCCCAAGAGAUGCCAGACCAGGUCAAUCGUCUCGUCCUCGAUCAGCGCUUUCACCCUGCCCGUUAUCAAGCUCAACAACUGUGUGAUCGACGAGCCUGACAUGGACAACAUCACAGAGGACCUGGAGCACAUUCGGGUUAGGUCCCGACCCCCCUCUGUGGAGUCCCUGGCUGUGCCUGUUCCGGCAGACAUUGCCAAAGCCUACAAACCUCCCGACGUCAUGCUCCUCAGGAGUAACUCAGCCACAGAGUCCCACUCCUUCUCGUCCUCUCAUAGCUCUCUGUCCCCAGGCUCUGCCAGUGGGAGGUACCUGUCCCCCGGGACUGCCCGCAAGGACUUCGGCUCCAACAACUCCCUCCACAUGCUUUCUUCUCACUCUAAGUCUCUGGACCUGGAUCGAAGGCCCACCACCCUAACAGUGAAGCCAGAGCAGAGGAAACAUCCCAGCUGGCCCCGGCUGGACCGCAGCAAUAGUAAAGGCUACAUGAAGCUGGAGAACAAGGAGGAUCCUAUGGACAGACUGCAGCUGCCCCAGGUAGCAGUCAAGCAGGAUUACACCAAGAAAGAGAAACUGCUCAUGAUCUCCAGGUCUCACAAUAACCUCAGCUUUGAACACGAUAAGCAGUUCAUGAACAACACUAUGAAACGAGGGAGCUCUGAGACCAGGUUUUAAAUGGAACUCUUACAAAACCUGGUCUCAGACGUGUUUGUGCCGUCUUGCCAACUCCUAUGGUCAUUGCCACCUGAUGAGGACCAUACGAGUUGGCAAGAAAGCACAAACACAUCUGGGUCCAGGCUAUAUGAAGCCCACUACUUGGACCUACAUCUAAAAAUGUGUUUGUUUGUGUGACAAGAUCAUUCUGCAAUACAAUUCUAGCUGUUCACUCUCAGUGUUGCUUAGUAAAUUGUAAGUGUGAUCACAUGUUGUUUUGGGAUGGAGCUCUCAGGUAGUCUGUCUGUUUGCAGUCUAAAGAAAAGAGUGGCUGUGUUACGUGUGUGAGAUAUUUGCAGCACAAAUCAAUUCAUAAUCUUUUUUCAAAUUAGGUUUAAAGUGAACUUAGAAGUACAGAAACCUACACCAUUAACUUGUGGUUUGUUUUUCUUGUCACAUUUCUAUAGUCUUUGUGUUGUUGCAACACGCUGUACUUUUUGUUCAAACCGGUCAGUGUACGUACAAGAGUUGUUUAGAUAAUUUUGCUUUUAAUAAUGUAAUUGUUCUCAACACACACUGCUAUUUUUUUAAGGAAAAAGGCGUCAAAUUGACAAUUUACUCAGAAUAAAAUUAAGCUUUUCAAUGAGUAACAUUUGUCUUUGAUGAUAGCCUAUACUAUUUUGUUCUCCCCAGCCUUGGAAAUGUGCUGUGUUCACAGAAAAAUAUUUAACCUUGCCUUUAGUAGAUGUAUUUUAAACACAAAGAUAGAAUCAAUACUAUAAACAGUACAGAGUAUUUCUGCUCGCAUCUGUUUGUCUGAUAUUCAUUUUGUCUCUUGAAUUCUGAGAGUGAAUGAACUAAGAAAUUCUCCUAACAUUUGUUUUCUCGCACCACAAACUUUGAAUCGGUUGUGAAGGGAAAAUAUUUUAUCUUUGGAAGCAAGGAAGUAAAUGGCAUUCCCAUGUUGAACAAUAGGAGAUCUGGGAGUAUCGAAUUGGGAGCUGCCAGAGUAGAGAGGAGUCUCAUAAGAUGGGUCCAUCUGGAGGAGGAGUGAACCAAGAUGUGUGUGACUUCCAGGAAGCCUCAUAUUUAAACAAGGUUUGCACAUUGUCAAUACGAACAGGAGAAACUGUGCCGUAUACAUGUUCAGGAUUUGAUAUAUUUUCCAUGUUUUAUUUUGCUGAAAUGUCUAUCUGACUGCAAUUAGAAAGACAUUGGAUUGAAUAUUUUUGUGUCCCCUAUUUGUUAUCUGUAAGAGGUGGUAUUUUGUGAAACAGCAAUCAAUGAAACAUUGGAUGUCUGGGUGCAAGUCUAUUUUGGACAGGUGGAGUGGCGUGAAUUCCAAUCCGCCUCUCAUAGUCUUCAACAAUACACCCUCUGCCUUGCCGAUUUGGUCUGUUAUUGCUAUGCUCUUUUAGCAUGGGUAGACUAUUCACAAUAUAUCAUCGUCCCAUAAGCCACUUCUAAAAUAAUACGGUAAUAUCAUCCCACUGAGCACACACUGGUUGAAUCAACGUUGUUUCCACGUAAUUUCAAUGAAAUUAUGUCGAACCAACGUCGAAUAGACAUUGAAUUGUCUGUGCCCAGUGGGAUAUGGAUGAAGCAUUGGCUAAUCCUCUGAUGUUCUAAAGUAGUGAAUGUUACUUCAUGCAAAGUAAUAAAGAGUAUCUCUUGCUUUGAUUUUGUACAUUUGUAUAGAAUAUCGUGGCGCAUAUAGGCUACUGUCCACACAACUCCCGCUCCGAUACUCAUCCUAAACAGAAAAAGGUUACAGAUAAAGUUGGAGAUAGUUUUGGAUUUGAGAAGGAAGAUAAAGUUUGACUGAGGCCAUCUGUAGAGUUAGCAUCAAAGCAAAUGACAUUGCGGCUUCAAAGAACAAUCAACAAACCAAAGAAGCCAAUAUCUAUUUCAGCAUAAAUAUUAUAUCAAAAGAAACAAAAAGUACUUUGUUGUCAGUUCUGCCUCAUUGCUAGAUCCUCCCUCCGCUGCUCCUUGGGGACUCCCCCGUCACUGACGGCAAAUUACCUUGGCGGAGCAGGGCAGGCCAGGGUUAAUUGGUAGGAGCUGAGAGAUGCCUUGGGGUUUGGACCUCGCUCACUCACCAGUGGAAUGGGAGCGUUGGGUGAGACCCUGGCCUUCGGGAUGCUAUUCUAGCUCAUUAGGACGUCAAUCUGCAACACAUUUCCGGCAGGGGUUUGGGACCCCCUCUGACUGCCAUGGCAACAAAGGCACCCUCAGUAUUUAAACCCAAAUGCAGCUAGGCAGCUGCUUCAGGCACGCGACAAAGGAGAGCUGCAAAGGCUCAUGGGCCAAAACAAGAGAAAAACAUGAAUAUGAUAAAGAUGGCUUAAAAUGUCAUAUCUGUUUUACUGUCAUUGAUCCAGUAAGAUAGUAUUUUGAAAUUUGGAUGUCUUCUUUAUUCAGUUAUUCAACUUUUGAGAAAACUGCUACUUAUCCAAACUAAUGAGCAAACUAAAACUGUUCCUUGCCUCUGUCUACUAAUUGGGUUACCUUCUGUGAACUUCAGCACCUUGUUAUUGUCCUUCAUGUUUUAGGAAACUCCGCCAUUAGGCUGCAUCCAAGGUCACUCAGGGGCAUUACACUCCUAUUAAUAAUGUCUUGACUGAGUCACAUGGCCUAUUAUUCCCCAUCCUCCAGGAGGCGUGUUGGUAAACCAGAGAGUGUGACCUAUCCUGUCCACACUAAGCUGAGGGUGUCGGGUGAGUCAAUGCUGGAGGUCUUGGGGGACUCGACCGUCUCCUGAGGUCCACCUACUUCACAUUCUAAACCAUUGCAGUGAAAUCAGUGACCCACCCUCCUGUCACUAUCUCUGAAGGCACCUCUAUGUUCA